Molecule: messenger RNA, 726 nt
Organism: Lasiosphaeria miniovina
Lineage: Eukaryota; Fungi; Ascomycota; Sordariomycetes; Sordariales; Lasiosphaeriaceae
Exons: 2
Coding region: 1-726 (241 amino acids)
Source: RefSeq, a predicted model, not a curated record
AUGCUUUCCAAGGCUUUCAUCCUCGCUCUGGCAGUCGUGCCUUUCGUCUCCGCUCACGGCAAAGUUGCGGUGGUCACUGGUGAUGCUGGUGGUAAUGGUACCGCGCUCGGCAUCAAGGGCGGCAUUGUCCCUGGCCCUGGCCCAAACUCAAAGACCGAGGUAGACACCACUGUCUUUGGCAGCACCAAAAUCAAGACCAACGGACUUGGCAGGACUACGGGAAGUGGCAAGAACAAGGUCGCCAUGCUGUCGGCAGCGAUGGCGCAGUCCGGAUCUACACUCCCGCAGGUUUCUGAUGGGGGGUCUAUCUCGGGCGUCUUUCACAUUGUCACGACAGACGGCGCAGGACCUAUCCAGGCCGUCCUCGACCCUACCGGCACGGGCGCCUUUUCCAAGGGAGUGCUCCUCGACACCGUCACCCAGAUAGCCGGCAAGAACGGAAACAUCGCGGCCCCCAAGCAGCGGUCUCUCUGGGCGCGGGCCCUGGUCAGCGCCGGCAUAAUGAAGCGAGCCGCCAACGUCAACGAGGACUUCCCCAUGAAGUUCUCGGUCCCGGCCGGUACCACGUGCAACGGCACCAUUGCCGGCCAGUCCAACGUCUGCCUCGUCAAGAUUGCCAACUCUAACAAGGCGGGUCCGUUCGGCGGAGUUGUUGCCAUCCAGAUGGCCGGCGCAGCUGCCACCACAGGCAAAGCCGCGAGCUGUGCUAGAGCCUUUACGGCUUGA